UGUACUCUUUCGCCCUCCUCUCUCUCUCUCUGCCGUCGCUUGCAUCUCUUCUUCCCAGCGGCAGCAAGCAUUGCUGGUCUAUCUCUCGCGAUUUCUGUCGGUUUACGAAAUUGAUUGCAGAAAGUCUACCCUCAGCACAGGCGCAUUCUCCCCUGAUUUCAGCCAUCGCUUCAGGGUUCUCCCAAACCCUCUUUCUCACGUGCGCACACGCGCACGCUUGUGCAGACAGCAAGCUCACGAGCCCAAUGAUCCUUUGAACGAGGACUUUGCUAUUUGUUUUAUCAGAUGGAUGCAGUUUGAGGUCGAGCAGAAUCAAGAUCUCUCUUUUAACCAUAUGAUGUCACAAUUUUAUUGUGAGAAUUCAGAAAUCAAUAUCUCUUCUGAGGAGAAAGACAAGCUUGUCUCAGAAGUAAUCCGUUAUAUACUUUUCAAGAAUCAGCAGAACUUUGGUGCUCCCAUUAAGAGGGAAGAGCUUACAUGCUUGGUAACAAAAAACUAUCAUCAGCGUUCCCUCCCAUCGUUUGUUAUCAAUGCGGCUCGGGAGAAACUUUCUUAUAUUUUUGGGUAUGAACUGAGAGAGAUACAGCGUGUUCGCCCUUCCUCUAACAGCAAUAAACAUUCUUCUCAACCAAACACAGCAGAGGGGAAAACUUAUGUCAUUUGCAGUAAGUUGCCGUCAGAUGUCUACAGCAAAUAUGUUGAGAACAAGGAAACUUCCCAUGUAACUGGCUUUCUUUUUGCUGUCAUCAGCAUUGUCCAUCUCGCUGGAGGUAAAAUCUCAGAAGACAACCUGUGGCAUCACUUGAGGAGGUUGGGCCUCAGUGAAAAUGCUCAAAACAUUCUGCCCUUUGGAAAUGUUAAAGAAACCUUGGAAAUGCUUUUACAGCAAAGAUAUUUGCAGAAAACAAAGAGCAGUGGUCCAGAAGGUCAUAUCCUCAUGUAUGAACUUGCAGAAAGAGCCUUGGAUGAAUCCAUCAUGCAAGGGGUUAAAGACUGCAUUUCACAGAUUGUGAAGAAGGAUUCAAAUGCAACCUAAUGCAUCUCAUGUUUGUUUAAAGGUCUUGGGGGCAGUAAAAUGAUUGACAACUCUUAUGAUUAGCAUGCGCGCUAAAUGCUUCUUUGAAGAAACAAAAAAAGAAAAGAAGACAGAAUUUUCUGAUUAGAGGUGAUGGAACAAGGGCUAUAAGGUCUUUCCGUGAAAGGUGUUAUUUACACGAGACUAAUCGACCGAUUCUUUUAUCAGCUGCCCUGAUGCUUAGCCUUUUUUCCUUGGUUUGUUCACCUUCUGAUCUCAUCUUUUGGGACCGUUGGCAGUCAGCAUUGGGAAAAGCUGGAGAUUCAUGUUGCUGAAGCAGUCUCCUACAUUAGCAUAAAAAUAUCAAUGUUUCAGGUCCAUAGUAUAUGGUUGUACUUUUAAAUAUUUCUAGGGUUGCCUUUACUCAGCCCAUGUUCCCCUUAGAUCAACUACCCUGGUAAAAGUAACUUGGGAAGCAAAGAAACGAACAAAUGAUGUUUACUUGCAGAAAACCCUAUUAGAAAAAAAAAGGCUCCCCCAUUGUAUAUUUAUAUGACUUCACCUACUACAACAAGAAGACACUUACCUGUGACCAAUGCUGAAUAUGAACAGGCUUGUUAUUUGUAGCAAAAUGUUUUC
Nymphaea colorata (pocket water lily) is the source of this 1654-nucleotide messenger RNA. RefSeq lists its product as uncharacterized. Gene Ontology annotation, cellular component: nucleus. Bases 290 to 1036 code for a protein of 248 amino acids. NCBI's taxonomy places the organism in Eukaryota, Viridiplantae, Streptophyta, Magnoliopsida, Nymphaeales, Nymphaeaceae. The transcript is spliced from 9 exons. The record is from RefSeq and is a predicted model, not a curated record.